This is a messenger RNA of Cucumis melo (muskmelon), 721 nucleotides long. Its product is annotated as multiprotein-bridging factor 1c. The transcript has a single exon. NCBI's taxonomy places the organism in Eukaryota, Viridiplantae, Streptophyta, Magnoliopsida, Cucurbitales, Cucurbitaceae. Gene Ontology annotation, cellular component: nucleus. Gene Ontology annotation, molecular function: DNA binding. The record is from RefSeq and is a predicted model, not a curated record. The coding region runs from base 92 to 529 and encodes 145 amino acids.
UCGUAGUUCCAUUGCAAUCAACGUCGAAACCAAAUCAUCCAUAUCCAAUUGUCUUGAUUUCUCUUUAUCCAUUCUCAAAUUCUCAACAACAAUGCCGAGCCGAUUCCCCGGAGCCCUAUCUCAAGAUUGGGAGCCAGUAGUUCUCCACAAGGCAAAGCCAAAAGCUCAGGUCCUUCGUGAUCCGAAGGCAGUAAACCAAGCGAUACGAUCCGGCGCACCGGUUCAGACAGUGAAGAAAUUCGACGCCGGCUUGAACAAGAAAGUCGCAGCGGCGCCAGUGAACGCAAGGAAGCUGGACGAAGGGACCGAACCGGCAGCGCUGGACCGGGUGGGGGUUGAGGUGAGACAGGCGAUUCAGAAGGCUCGAGUGGAGAAGAAGAUGAGCCAAGCAGAACUGGCGAAACAGAUUAACGAGCGGACUCAGGUUGUGCAGGAAUAUGAAAAUGGGAAGGCGGUGCCGAAUCAGGCGGUUUUGGCAAAGAUGGAGAAGGUUUUGGGCGUGAAGCUUCGAGGGAGAUCGGGGAAAUGAGAUUUUGGGACCAAAAGCGUUUUCUCAUGUUGCGGUUUAAUGAAGGAUUUUGGUGGUUGUUUAUUGGAUGUGUGAAUAUUGUGGGAAAUGGGAUUGAGUGGAAGAAAUGAGAGUCGUUGAUUUGUAAAGUACAUUAAAGUUUAGUUUUCAUAAGUUUUAAUUAAUUUGACAUUUUCAACGAGUUCAUACCAA